CUAUGUGGUUUAACGACGACAGUUAUUUAUUUAUUUAUUUGUCAAAUUCUAAAUGGAAAUGGGAUUCGCUUUACUCCCCAAAUGGCUUAGAAACACUGUCUUUUAUAUUUGAUAGGCCCCGUCAAUAUUUGUGACUUCUCCGGUACAAUCAAAUGUAAACGUUGACAAGCAUUGCUUAUUUCAUGUGUGUUUUGCGCCCGCAGCUGUGCGGAAGAAACCGUGACGUCCGACUGACGUCACGCGAGAACGCACAGGAGUGGAGUGGUUGAACAACGUUAGCGACCGUUAUACGCGGUGACAUUGGGCAAUCGAGGCGCUAAGGGCCACAUUGGGGUUGCACGCACCUACCAAGUUCUGCGACAGAAGGACUACAAAAGGAAAGGAAAGAUGUAGAUUGGUUUCAAAAGCUCCCUGGAACACUCUACAGGCUAUGAAUUCCCCUGAGUAUGGGGAAGCUUCAGAUGAAAAAAUGCUUGUAAAAGAACACAAGCAUGGGAAAAAAGACAAGACUGAGGACUUUGCUUGUUGUGAGGCACCUGGUGAGCAUGGAGGAGGAUCUCCUGGGACCCACGAGGCUGGUAAACGAACUUCUUCCGAAAUGGAACCAGACUUCAAGCAGCUGUCAAGCGGCAAGAGAGUCAAAGUUGCACGAGAGAUGAGGCAGCAGUUGGCAGAUGAGAGCAGCAGACAUGAGCCUCUGUGUCUCAGCACAAGCGGAGAGACAAGGGAAAACCUCCAUGGCAAAUCCAGAAUUUCUUACAGGAAGCCUCUCUUCAGUAUCUCCCACAGAAUCUUAGAGAAGAAGAACACUCCAAAUCUAGAGCAGCAAGCAGGUCAAUGUCCUGGAAAUCCGCUGAACUACAGCAGCCUCUUCUCCUCCACUCUCCUAAGUUCCCAGGAAAAUGGCUUUUCUGAGGCUUUUCCAAGCGUGGACAAUUCAGGCCAAGCGUGGUCAGAGGACUCAAACAUUUACCCUUUAAUUGAAAAAAUGUUUUUCAUUCUCAAUAGCCUCAGUUCCAGCAUGACUCAACUGCACAGCAAAGUGGACCUGUUAAGUCUGGAAGUCAUGCGAAUUAAAAAGCAGAUCAAACCAGCGGAGAUGGUGGCAGAAUUCCAGCCUCCUCCUGAGUAUCUGCUCACAAGUGAGGAGUUGAACCCUCUCAUGGAGCAGACAUCCAGUGCUGGAGAGCUGGGGUGUCGUUUACUCGUGCAUCUCUUCCCUGAGCUGUUCAAAGCCAAGGACUGCUCCCAUGAAUGCAUGGCAAGCAAAAGAUCCCUGGAGUCUUUACAUUUGCAGCUGAUCCGCAACUACAUAGAGGGAAGCUAUCCCUCAGUCAAGAACAACAGUGUUUGGAAGGGAGAGUGCCUCCCUCAGAUUAAUGACUUCUUUAAUCGCUUCUGGGCCCAGAGAGACAUGGAGAGCGCUCGACUGCUCAAGAAGCAGACAAUGGUGGGAGACGGAAUAAAAGCAGAGCGUUCUCCAACCUAUCAUUUCAUAAAUGAGCAGGGUCAGGAGGAGCACCUCUCUCAAGACAACCAGCAGGGCAGCUUGGUUGGAAUCUUCAACAAUCAAGCCACAGAGGAGCUGGACGAGCUCUCCUCCCCGGAAGACUUUGUCAUUUUCCUCAUGCAUCGACUAUUCCCUGAGCUUUUUGAAGAAGGUAAUAAAGUGCCAGAGGGCUCAAACUGUUUAAACAGUGUGGGUCAGCUGAUUCUAGACUCGGACAGGAUGGAAAUCAUCAAAAAGUAUAUGGAAACAAAUUUUCCAAACGUGCCUGAGGAGAGCUGGCUUCAGGUGUGCAUUCAGCAUCUGGAGGAUGCACUUGAUAGUCCUCACAGCAAUGGCAAUGGAAGUGAACCUGAAAACAUAAAUGAUGAAAGCUUUGACCCGGUGAGCAUGUUCGAGGACGUUUCUGUCCUGAGGAUUCCAGAGAUGUGUGAUGAUGAAAGGCCCUCGCGCAAGUCCAAAAAGUCACUGCUAUCCCCUAUAGAUUUUGACAAUCUAGAGAUGCCCAUACCAGACUUUACUGUUCCCCAUGAGUUUCUCUUGUCCAAAGAGCAGUUGAAGUAUAACUAUGAAUGUAGUUUGUCCAUAGGGAACUUUGCAUCCCGGCUGCUGGUGCUCAUGUUCCCUGAGCUCUUCACCCAUGAGAACACCCGGAAGCUGUACAACUGCAGCGGUUCGCUCGGGAAAAAGCAGCUGGAUCCCUUACGUGUGAACCUGAUCCGCCAUUAUGUGCAGUUAGUCUACCCACGGGCCAGGAAUGACCGAGUGUGGAUGCUGGAGUUUGUGGGCAAACUUGAUGAGAGGUGCCGGAGACGCGACACGGAGCAGCGGAGAUCCUACUUGCAGCAUCGCAAAGUGUAUGGUCACGAUGCAGAGCCAGACUUUUUCCUGAACCAGAUCCACCCGGACGGCCUGAAGGAGGAGCCGGAAAUUCCCACGUUACCUCCUGAGAAAAGCAGUAAAGACUUUUGCAAAAUUCCUCUGGAUGAACUGAUCGUUUCCAAACCUGACUUCCCAGUUCCGCCAGCUUACCUGCUCUCAGACAUGGAGGUUCGUGAAAUAGUCCAGCAGAGUCUCUCCGUUGGCAACUUUGCUGCCCGACUGUUGGUGCGCCUCUUCCCGGAGCUCUUCACGCAGGAGAACCUGCGGUUGCAGUACAACCAUUCAGGGGCCUGCAACAAGAAGCAGCUGGACCCUGCACGCCUCAGACUGAUCCGUCACUACGUGGAAACGGUGUACCCUGUGGAGAAAAUGGAGGAAGUGUGGCACUACGAGUGCGUGCCAAGCAUCGAUGAACGCUGUAGGCGCCCCAAUCGGAAGAAGUGUGACAUUCUGAAGAAGGCCAAGAGGUCAAAUUCUGUGUUGUAGUGGCAGCCCUCCCUAGAUACACACACACACACGUCAUUUUUGCACAGCAUAUAAGCUUAACUUUACAAACCUGUCCUUUUUAGGAUGAAGCCAACAACCCAUCACGUUUCUUCUACACAACUACUUGUCCCACUUAACCUUUAGGCAACAGCCCUAGAUGUAUGACUUAUACUAGUCUUGUUGGAUAAACACUUUCAAAAGCCUCCUUUAAAAAGCCAAAACUGUCCUAGCUUAUCUAACAUUGUUGGAGCCCUCGAAAAUAAUGAUAGUUCAGUGCAUACUUUUCUAUAUGAGCAGAAAUUGUUUCACCUGUUUUAAUAACAUGCUUAUAUUAAGCCUUGUUAUAGCGGUUUAUAUUGUAGAAAAUUUAACUUGACAGUGGUUGAGCACUUAUUUCUAAUAAAAUCACAUGACAUUU
Molecule: messenger RNA, 3293 nt
Organism: Phyllopteryx taeniolatus (common seadragon)
Lineage: Eukaryota; Metazoa; Chordata; Actinopteri; Syngnathiformes; Syngnathidae
Gene: bend3
Product: BEN domain containing 3
Exons: 5
Coding region: 431-2875 (814 amino acids)
Biological process (GO): rDNA heterochromatin formation
Cellular component (GO): heterochromatin
Molecular function (GO): DNA binding
Source: RefSeq, a predicted model, not a curated record